AUGCACCUUUUCGUCAUCCUCCACGACGUCACUUACGGCGCAUGUCUCAUCUCGAAAGGUGCCGAACCACUUAUUAGUCAUGAUCUUCUCAUGAUGUCAUGUGCAACAUGGUACAAAGGCUCAGUGUAUGGUGCCUUCCGAAGAGAAUUUCUGCACGAAGCUGUCAUGGGAACAGCUGUCGGUCCAAUCCGUGACUUCAUGCUCAAGCUAAGAAACAUCAUGCAUCCGGACGACUUCUACUUCCCCAUUCUCGCUUACAACAGCAAACUCCGCCUGCCUGGGGCCUGUGUCAUCAGUGCAUCACCUCAUUCGGAAGUGGGCUACAACUACAUGGCCAGGUUUGUCAUUUGGGGAGGCUACAAUGUGACUUGUACUACUAAAUACGUCAGAGGUGUCUGCAUUCUUGGCACGGAUCAUGUGGCGCUGUUGCAGAGUGUGCCACACAUAUCUGCCAACAAGUUCCACGCUGAGUAUCAACCGGAGGCAUACGAUGAGAUGGAGCAAUGGUGUUCCACACAUGGAUAUCCAUCCUCCGAUAUUUAUGACAAGCAAAAUAAUGGUCCUCUUGCCACAGUCUUCAACCAGCAAGGUGUUCUCCAAACCAGCACUUGGAAUCUUGAUUCUGAGCUGCAAUGA
This is a messenger RNA of Mesocestoides corti, 636 nucleotides long. Lineage: Eukaryota; Metazoa; Platyhelminthes; Cestoda; Cyclophyllidea; Mesocestoididae. The record is from the annotation of a GenBank genome assembly.